Messenger RNA from Acanthoscelides obtectus, 6190 nucleotides. NCBI's taxonomy places the organism in Eukaryota, Metazoa, Arthropoda, Insecta, Coleoptera, Chrysomelidae. The record is from the annotation of a GenBank genome assembly.
AUUUCAAGUAAUUUGUAGGUGGAACAUCAAAGUUGUUUUUGAAAACACAAGGGUAAACACAACAAGAUGUUGUUGUUACAGAUGUUAUCUGUUCGUAUUAUGAGUAAAAAAUAGUGGUUUGGUGGAAUAAAAUGUAUUUCCUUGGUGCAAAUAGAAAGAUACUUACGUUUUCCUGUUCGGUUGUCAGUGAAGCGGCCAUAUUGCGAUAAACACAGACGUACUCACCAACUCAUUUCGUCAAACUGAAACAACAAAAUCCCGAUUUCCAUGAAGAAGGACGUGUGGAUAACAAAUUGAACUGUGGCAACGCUGUAAAAACGUCAGAAUGACAGAUGACUAAUUUUGGUUGGUACGCCUUAUCAUGUUGGCAGCAUUGGAGUCAGCUGACGUAAAACGGAAGAGAAGAACAAUUUCACAACAAACAGAAAAUGUCGGACAGAGAUGUAGUAAGUGAUACGCAAAAAGACUUGAUUACCCAUAUUAAGUGAUUUUUUAAAUAUAUUGUAAAUAUUUUGAUAUUAGUUUUCUACUUUGUGAUAUAAAAAAUGGGUGAAGCACAAGAUGGGCUGACGAGAACGGUGGAACAUUCGAUUCCGAUUGAUAUUUUGAAUGACCUUUUAACAAGGUUCAUAAUAUAUGUGCCAGAAUCUGCCAAGCAGAACUUGAUAAGAAUAUGUUUCCAAAUAGAACUCGCCCAUUGGUUCUACCUAGAUUUUUAUGUUGGAAACGACAGUCGUUUGAAAGCCUGCAGUAUUUAUGAGUUUGCAGCUCAUGUAUUCCAGCAUGUACCUUGCUUAAAGAGUGAAAGUCACAAACUGAACCAGAUACUCCAGGAAUGGAAAGAUUACAAGCAGAGUGUUCCUACUUAUGGGGCAAUAAUUUUAUCUGAAAACAUGUCCCAUGUACUGCUUGUACAAAGUUACUGGGCAAAAUCAUCUUGGGGAUUUCCUAAGGGCAAGGUUAAUGAAGAAGAAGAUCCAGCACAUUGUGCAGUAAGGGAGGUUUUAGAAGAGACAGGUUUUGAUAUCAGUGGGCAUUUAGAUCCAGAUGAUUUCCUAGAGGCUACCAUAAAUGAUCAACUUGUAAGGUUAUACAUAGUCAGGAACGUCCCCAUGACAACCAAAUUCAAUCCUAAAACGCGCUGUGAAAUAAAGUCAUGCUCUUGGUUUGCGGUAGCGGAUUUGCCGAAUAACAAGAAAGAUUCAACACCAAAAACAAAAAUAGGCGUAGGCGCGAAUUCUUUUUUCAUGGUUAUGCCAUUUGUGAAGAGGUUGAAGCAAAUCUGUAAUGGCACUGUAAGCAGAAGAGGAAGGCAUAAGUCUGCCAGCUUUUGUGAAGGAGAAGUACCAGUCUCAGCAAUCAGACAAAAGGCCAAACCACCCACUCAAAAAGCAGAAUCAGAAGAUAUACGGCAUAUAAAAAAACGGCAACCUCAAGACAAGAAGUGCCACUCCAAAAGACAACUAUUUUCUGAGGAUAAACGUAUCGACGCUCAAUUUUGCGCACCUUCCUGGUUGAAUUUCAAAUUUGACAAGAUCGCCAUCAUGGAGUGUAUGCCUUGAACGAAAAAGGCAUAAAUGAAAAAAUAUCAGGAAUUUUUACUUUUUUUCAAUUACCCAAAACUAUGUUUUUGGUUCGAAAUGAAAUUAUUUACGGCCUAAAAUGUAUUCUCGAAUUAUUUUGGGUUUUUUUGUGAAUUCUAAAUUCCAAAUAUUUAGUUUUUGUUUUUAUAGAAUGAUGAUUUUUGUGAUUAUUUGGAGCUUUAUUGACAAAUCGAACAAGUAUAUUUCUUUUGUUUACAAGUGUUUUUGUUUUCAAACACAAAAUAUUUUUUACCUGGAAAGUUAUCUGUUUGAUUUUCUUUGACUCAUUUUGUUUAUUCAUUUCUUUAAUGCAGCAACUAACAAUUUCCGGGUCAGAUUUAAAUCGUAACAAAACACCAUUUUUUAUAAAGAAGAGACAUUUUCCAAUGUUGGUAUUUUCAUAUUUUUUGUUUCAGUCCUCGCUACAUUUUCGCAAAUCCAAAACUUGCUGUAUACUGUUUGUAGUUUUGACUAAGCUACUGCUAUUUAUAGUUUUUACAAUUUUACUAGAACUAUUUGUAGUAUUGAUCUACAUUCAUAGCUUCAUUCAUUCUGUAUUUGCUAUUGUUAUCUUGUGCAGUUUAGUCCAAAGAUGUUAUAAUAUACAUAACUGUUACAUUAACAUGCAUGCGUCUCUCAAAAAGCAGAAGCCAUAUUAUUUUUUUCACAUUUGGCUUUUCAAAUAUUGCGACGUUGUCCAGCAACUCGGCAGAACUUGAACCUGUAUUGCUGCAAAUCAUAUGGCGUUGAAAUAACGCGUGACAUUUCGUUGCCUUAUUGUCAAAAGACAAUUCUUGUCCUUACCAUUAGAUUCACCUUGCUCCAUUUUCUCGAAAAAUUUUAUUUCAACCCUAAUCCUUGAUUUAAGGAAUGCAAUUGGAACAUCAGAAUCUUAUUCUGUAGUUUUCAUGUCGAUAAUCCCUGGUAUUGAAACCACGUGUUGAAAAAGUCUCUUGAACACCAAAUGAAAGGUAGUGAAUCUAGUCAUGGUGAUUCCCUAUUUCAUAUAGAUAACAAUAACGUUCUUUGACACUAAACCCUCGAAGAAGGCAAGAAAAAGUUUAAAGUCCUGAAUUUGGAAUAUAGCAAGAGGCCGAACUGACACCAUUAAUUUAUGCAAAGGAUUUAUGCUCCCAAACAUGACAUAACCAUACUGAUAGAAUUCUGCAACAAGCUUAUUACAUUUUUGGGGUUGCUUAUGACGAAUGUAGGUUGGUUUGUCCUCCUGAGGUUAAAGGUAAAAGUUAAAAGACAUAUGCUGAGGCAGUGACACUUAAAUAUGUUUCUGUGAUCACACGACUUCGCUCCAUGAAAAUAUUUGAGCUGACCCUGUUUUAAUAAUCUAAAACUUUCUAGUCCUAAAACACAGUUAAGCUUCUAUUUUUUUUUUUUAAUAAUUUGACCUUCAAAUGCCUUGCGAUGCCAAAUCCUGGAAUCAGCAGCUCCAAAAACAAGAUCCAGUCUGAGGCAUCCAUAAAAUUAAGGUUACUUAUUUUAUUAUAUUACAUAUUGUUUCGAUCAGACUAUAGAUUAUUGUCAAAGUGGAAUUUAAUCCUGAUUUUGUCAGUGUGUAUUCUCAACAUAUCUUGUGUUUCUGGUUAUUAUUAUUGUUGUUUUGGAUGAGUAUUUUUGGUUUAGUUGCAUUGGACAAGCAAUGAGAUUUUGGAAAUAAGAUUGUGCAAUAUGUAUACACUAGCAGUGCCCCAGCUUCAAUGAUCGACGUCCGACGUAUUUUAGAGAUUGGGGAAACAUCUGAGAACAAUUUGUGACCCUUUUUUUGCCAUAUGUCUUGAAAGUCGGUUCAUAUUCCGUCGAACGCUUCACCAAGAAGCCUUACAAAAAUUACUGGUCAUUAAGAAGUUUAAAAUGGAUCAACGGAAAAGUGAAACAGUAUUACUACUGGACAUUUAUAUAUAUAUUUAUUUUUUUGACUGCAUCUACUUCAAUAUUAUACGUUUAAAUGACAGGUGGUCGAUAGCAAGACAAAAAUAUGCUGAUUAUUUCCUUAGAAAAUAUAUGACUGACUAUUUGUACCAUUGUAAAGCCGCGUACAAAUCGAGAUUUCAACGCAAGCCAAGGCGCAUGUGGUUACAGAUUUGGAGGCGUUCGAAUCGGUGUGUACGGCGCGAGACAACGUAAGCCGACGGUUUCAAAGGUCGGCGUUGGCGUUCGAUUGUACUCGCUCCCUGAUCGGUGCAUCAAAGGAAGGUUUGAUUUGGUCUGGACAGGAUUUGUUGCGCUUCUAGUAUUUAGUCGUUAGUUUGCAUUCGAUGAGGAGACUCGUCGCUCGACAUUAGCACCGAACUUGACCCAACGCUGUCCAACUCGAAACUAAAUCUAGGUGCAUUCAAAUACCUUCCAACAACAAACGCCAACGUCACAUUUGCUUGCAUUCGUUUGCUCGGCGUUGGAUUUUCGGUCUGUACGUGGCUUAAGAAUUCUUGGAGAUAUGAUCACUUGGAAUUUAUGAGAAGCUUCAUUUUAUUUCUUAGCACAUAUCUCAACCUUGCUUUACUACUACAUAGUAUUUGUUUUUAUUAUUGGAUGGAUAUUAAAAAAAUGCAUGCUCAAGAAUUGUAAAUUGUGAUUUUCUGGUAAUUUGUUGGCUAUAACAUUUGAAGAAAUGUGUAGGUUACUCCGAAAAUCAACAUUUAUUGAAAAUAGAAAUGUGUGCAAUUAUGGAAAUCAAUAUAAACCCUGACACAAGCGCAGAUCCAGGGGGGUCCUGGGCGAAUCUAGUUUGACUACGAUUUGUGACUUUGAAAAUAUAUAAUGGAUAAAAACUUACCAGAUUUGGUAAAAAAUUGCCACACCUGGAACCCUGAUCACUUUGUAUCCGCAUCAAAAUCUGGUUGCCUAUACGUUCAACUUGAUGCAAAUAUUAGUAACUUAUUGAAAAAAUCCAGCCCCAUGAGUUCUGUGAUUAAAGUAGUUCAUUGAAAAUUCAGACAUUCGGAUAGGAAUGUACAAAAAACCGUUUCGCGCGCGCCCUCAAGGCUGUAAGCAAACUUGAUAAAAAUAGUAUUUGACGGACAAAAUCCGAGAGUGGUUUCAUUUGAAUGUAAGAAGUAGUAAGCAUCAUAGUUAUCUAAAAUUGUGUUCAAAUCUCGCUCUCUUCAGCUCAUAAACAUAUACAACUUCAUAUUUUUUACACUUUUUAUUUGUAACUUAGCAUGAUGGUAUUGCCUUAGUUUAGUCGUACAGGUAUUUCCCAAACAAGAAUUCAAUGGGUGACUCUGGGUCUAUUCUGAAACUAUUGUAGGUGUUUGAUCCACUAGAUUUUCGAAAUACCUCUUGAUUCCGGAGAAAUAAGCACUUAAGGGGACGUGGUUGGAAAUAGGGUUUUCUUAAAUAAUUUCCACAUAUCGUCGCUUAAAUUUUUACUCAGAAAAUGGCGUCAUCAAGAUAUGCCAGAUUUCAAAACGGGGGAACCAGUGUUUGGAAACUGUUACAUAAUAAAACCAAAAUAAGGUUUCCAUAACUGUACAUCUUAUUUGCUAUUUUAUAGCAAUAAAAUCAUUGUAUCUCAAAAAGAUACAAUUAUUUUUGUUUGACUUUACUGUAUGCCAUAAUCGAGGUAUUGACAACAGAUCUUAGAUCUAGCAACUAGUAGCAAUACAGUACUAUAAACGUUUUCCAAAUGAGAGAUUAAAAAACAAAGAGUAAAUAGGCCAUCUUAUACCGUUUUAUGAAUGCGACGUCUAUUUCAAAAAGGUUCAUUUAAUGGACUGGAUUCGAACUCCAUUACAAAAUACAUUGAACAUUCAAUCAAACACCUUAAAAUGAUUUCAUUUUUAAAGCCGCUUAUUUUUAUCCUUUUUCUGUACAUUGCCAGUUUCACUGAUAUGUAAUACUAUUACAACUAUGAUAUUCAGUAAAAUCAAAUGAAUGUUUAUGUUUCUUAUAACUCGAGACUUUCCUAAGAGAAAGAAACAUGUCAAUACUUGGAUUGCACAGUCAUUGAAUGUGCUAUUACUCCUGGCACUACUCUCAAUAUAUGCUAUAAUUGUAUCUUUUUAUAUUAUGGAUCAUCAAUACCUACAACCAUUUAUUAACGUAUUCUCUCUGAAGAUAGCGAACCUGAUGCUACAUUCCCGUGUUCAAAAAAUAGUGUCUUCCAGAAUUUGUCACAGUUGUUUCUCUAUUCACUAUAUAUUCAUUGAAAAGGUUAAUAUCGAAUAGAUAUAGAUGGGGCUACAGCGCCUAUCAUAAGAUGAUAACCUUUUCAAAUCAUAUUUAGUAAAUAGAGAAACAGCUUUAAUAAAUUCUCAUAAAUGAUGCUGCAGUAUCUCUUUUUGAAUCUGGUAUUUUUUUUUGGACGCAGGAAUACAGCAUUAGAUCGGCUAUCUUCAGGUAGAAUACGUUAAUUGAUGCUACAACAUAUAUAAUUAGUACUGGAUACAGGUGGAAAAACUAGUAAGAUAGAGAGUAUUGGUACAUUUCAAAUAAAAUUACAAGUAUUUAAUUAUAUUUAUUUUAGAACUUGCAACUUAAUUGUCACUUUUAGAGUUGCAUUUUAUUUCUCUCUCUACCUUACUCAUUUUGUUGCAUAUCCAACUGAAAAAUUCUUUUGUAAUUUUUUCAUCAUGAAAUAAAUAAUUUUGCAG